AAUUAAAGCUCAAUGAGUUAUCGUUGUUGCAUUGUGUUGGCCAGCGAAAAUGGAAAGAGAGGCUCUACUUCCGAUCCCAAGUUGUUGCAACCUGAGUCUUCAGACUCGCAAAAGAGACAGAGAGAACGCGAUACCGAGUAACGGGCACGGGAUCGGGAACGGAGUGUCGUCGUCGGGAACUGUGGGAAUCCUGUCCAGGGAGGAAAGACGUCGACGCCGACGGGCCACCCAAAAGUACAGAACUGCGCACGCGACAAGGGAAAGAGUGCGCGUCGAGGCGUUCAAUCUCGCAUUCGCGGAGCUGCGCAAGCUCCUGCCGACGCUACCGCCGGACAAAAAGCUCUCGAAAAUCGAGAUCCUCCGGCUGGCCAUCUGCUACAUCGCGUACCUCAACCACGUCCUCGAGGCGUGA
Messenger RNA from Copidosoma floridanum, 412 nucleotides. Its product is annotated as helix-loop-helix protein 15. NCBI's taxonomy places the organism in Eukaryota, Metazoa, Arthropoda, Insecta, Hymenoptera, Encyrtidae. The record is from RefSeq and is a predicted model, not a curated record. Gene Ontology annotation, biological process: regulation of transcription by RNA polymerase II. Gene Ontology annotation, molecular function: DNA-binding transcription factor activity, RNA polymerase II-specific; RNA polymerase II cis-regulatory region sequence-specific DNA binding; protein dimerization activity.